CGCUCAAUACAAAGCAGAUUUUCGCCGUUAGCCCACCUGUCGGACAACCGCUUCUCAGUCCAGUUACGGUUCUUGCCGUUGAUCGCAGCCGACCCAAUUUUUACUCCAAUGGCGAUGCCGAAGCAUGUUCUUCUCUCCAAGUUAGGAUGGACUGACAAGGGACCGGUGCUGAAGCUCCGUCUUCUCCACACAUGGAAAGCUGGAAACCCUAGCCGGCCAGACGGUUUCUACGAACACUCAACGCUGUGGACGGACGAAUUGGGAGUCCUCAUCCAGGCCGCAGCUCCGAAACACCUCUCGGACCAGCUCAACGAGGCUCUCACGGUGGGAAGAAUCUACUUCGUCUCCCUCUUUACCCAGCGGGAAGCCAAACCCCGCUGGUCCUCCUGCUCUAAUGACCGCAUCCUUGGUUUCACGUCCAAGACUGCAUUCGUCUGCUCCACCGAGGAUGAUUCCAAUUUCUGUUUAGACAGCUUCGAGUUCCGUGAAUUUGAAGCCCUUGACGGCGUGGCCGGCCAGUCAGCCCUUUUAGUAGAUAUUGUGGGGCGAUUGGUCUCAGCGACGGGUAUCACCUACUUCCAGAAACAACAUCGAUCUAUCCGAAAACGUACAGUUGUCAUCCAGAACGAGCGGGAUAUGUCCAUCUCGGUCACACUGUGGGGAGAACUUGCUGACAGGCUCGCUCUUCAGGAGCUAAUUCAGAUGGAUGGUGCUGCUGCGGUUAUUAUUGCGUUCACCAGUCUCAACCUCUCAGUUUGGCGAGGAACACUUGGAGCGUCCAGCACCUCCGCAACUCGCAUCGUUGUUAAGCCCCCUGUCCCACAUACCAACUCCCUCGCACUCCACUUUGCUGGAGCUGUUGGUGCACUUGGCGUCCUGCCAACUGAAUGUGAUACCCCGGAAAAGGCUAAGACACUGUAUCGCGACUCCUUUCGAACCAUUUCUGAGCUCCAGACUGUUCAGUCCGUUUCCACUAUGGGAGGGAAAUUCCGAUGCAAGGCAACAAUCACGGAUAUAGACAUGUCGAGGGACUGGUGCUACCUUGGCUGUGCUGUUUGUCACAAGGCCGCUGUACGACACGAUGCCCCUUUUUGGUGCGACAAGUGUAGCGCAACAGUUAAUCCACAUGAAUUGAAGCACUGCUACCGCAUCCGUGUAAUGGUGCAGGAUGUUUCUGCUUGUGCGCCUUUUGUACUCCUUGGGAAGACAGCAGAAGACCUUCUGGGAGUCUCAGCUGGUGCUUUGUUGGCUGCUGCUCCUGACCGAGGCGGCGGUUGUCCUCCAGAAAUUGACUGCUUACUUGGCAAGGAAUACAUCUUCCUCAUUAACCUGCCUAUUGGCCAAGCUGCUGACUCUCUUGCCGAUUUCUGUGUGUCUGGUGUUGAAAAGGAAGACCAUAACGCCGCCAUGGACAAGAAACCUCAUGGACCGCGCUUUGCUAAACAGCUCGGCCAGGCUGUUUCCACGGUGCCGCAGCUUCUAAUUGGGCACAAUCACCAACCGCCAACAACUAGCUCUUCUAUUGUGCCUUACUCAUCGUCUACCAAGCGCCUUCGCGAGGUUGAGUCAAGCGCUACCGGGCCGGUAGAUCCUCUUGCUCAAGGAGGACAGCAGUUCGUGGCACCGCGUCCGACUCACACCUUGGACAUGAGCAAGUUCACCGGACCAGCGGCACCUGCAGCCUUCAACGCAGUUCUGUCAGCUGCAGCCGCACCAUCAACGCCUGCUAAGGGGUCGCCAGGUGCUGCCAGUUCCGCCCAAUUGCAAUCUGCCCAUGAUCCUAACUCACCAGGCAUAAAUUCACCUCUCGCUGCCAUCACAAUUACCACCCCGAAAUGCUAUCAGAAGAAAAAAGGGAAGGGAACUCAGUCUAUGGACUUGCUUCUGAACCAUCACACCCUUCCACAAGACAACAUUUCUGCUUCUCCUGGAAUAGAGGUCACUCAUGUCAAGAGCACUACACUCACAGUAGCAUCUCUGCCGAAGGAUGUCCCGCCUUCUAUGCUGCCCAUCAACCCCCUCGGACAGCCUCUUGCAAAGGUCAAGCUGGAAAAACUGGAAGUCUCGCGCCAGAAGAAGAAAAAAUCAGACGCUUCUGACGACCUUCCCCUUUCCCACCUCAAAGCUAAGGGUUCAAAGGGUAGAACUGUUGCGAAGAAACUCUUCUAAGCAGCAAAUGGUCUUACUGUUGCGCUACUGAACUAUGGCCUGCGUCUUUUGUCAACUAGCCGACUUAAUGAUUUGCUGCUCUUAGUUGUGCGUGGCCAUCUUUUGUAGUUCAGUUCCUUCGGAAUAUCGCUUAUUAGGCUUCAUGUUGUAAUUACGUUCUCUUAUCAACUCUGUAAUGAACAUGGAGAUUCAACCUAUGCAUUUCUCUUUAAAAACUACCCCUACCUUCUUCUUUGCA
Molecule: messenger RNA, 2407 nt
Organism: Linum tenue
Lineage: Eukaryota; Viridiplantae; Streptophyta; Magnoliopsida; Malpighiales; Linaceae
Source: the annotation of a GenBank genome assembly